AUGGCCUACACCAAGCACAGCCAACCGCAGCAAACAUACCAGCUUCGCAAUCUGCCCGCUGACGUUGACAGAUUUGCAGCAGCUCGUCUUCUUGUCGCAGCGGUGUCAGAUCCACGACUUACAUCAGACGACAUCGAUAUCCACUCUUUGGCCAAUACUGUCGACUGGGACCAGAAAUCGCAGAAUAAAGUAGCGACACUAUCAUUCAAAGUAAUCCCGGAAAUGUGCCGCUCGUCGACAGUGGACAGCUAUCUGCAGCCUCAGAGUCGCGAGUGGAAACUGACGGUUCCCCUACUUUCUGAACCUCUGAUUCUUGACACGCACUUCGAAGGUUUCACUGUGCUCAAUGCGAUACAAGAAUCGAGACACCGCUUCGACUGCAUUGCGCUUCCCGGCCUUGUUGGUCACCCUUUCGGUUGUUGGCAGCCUUCGGAAGACGAACCAUCAUUCAUGUGGAUCCGUGACGCACUUCCUUUGCUGAUGCCACGGACAAGGUUCUUACUGUAUGGCUACGGCGCUGCCGUCUUGCCCCAAAAGCCUGUAGGAGAUAUCUUUGACCUAGCGAGGACACUCAUGUUGGACCUGCAGACCGGCGGUUGGUCUGCACCGACCUCAAAACCACUCUUGUUCUUAGCCCACAGCUUGGGUGGUGUUAUUCUCAAGCAGAUGUCCGUCCUCCUGGCUGAUGGCAAUGAGCGUGCGAAGUUCAUUCUCUCGAACAUCAAGGGUGUGGUCUUCUUUGGCACUCCCAGUAGAGGCAUGCCAGUAUCGCAUCUACUAGCUGUGCUCGGGAGCCAACCGAAUCGAGACAUGAUUGAAAACUUGACGAACCAGUCACAAGUAUUAUUCGACCUAGAGGCCCAGUUCUCUGGCGUGUCUUGCCAUGCGGGUAUACAGAGCGUCUGGGCCUACGAGACACAGCCGUCUAUGGUUACAGCGUCAUUUGGCAUCAUCGUGGACAGUGAUUCCGCAACAAGUGGUCGAUCUGAAAUUGACACAAAGGCUAUGGUUCAAAUCGAUAAGAGCCACUGGGACAUGAUUAAGUUGGGCCGGGGUGAUGACCAGAUUCGCGUCUGGGCUGGCAGGAUUAGUGAUCUGUGUCGCAAUCGAGACGAGUGUGCUGCUACUGCCGCGCAGUUAGACAGCUCAGAUGAUGACGACGCUCGCAGUGACGAAACUGAACUGGAGGACGAUUCUUUCACAUGUCCGACCGAGCUUGACCAAACAGCAUUCGGCACGAAAUCGAUGCUAUGGCAGUAUGAUCUCUUUGUCCAUUCCACAAGCACCGAGACAAAUCAAAGAUUUUCACAAAUCGAAGAAAGCUUUGAACAAACAUUCCACUGGGCCUUCGAUGAUACGUCGAUAGGUCUGACCAAAUGGCUACGCAGUGGAACGGGGAUCUUCUGGAUCAGCGGCAAACCGGGCUCCGGCAAGUCGACUUUCAUGAAGUUUCUGCUGCAAGAUCCACGCACCAUGGAACUGAUGCACAGCUGGCGCUCAAAGCAUCAUCAGAUCAUCGCCAGCUUCUUCUUCCACCAUCGAGGGACUCACCUACAGAAGUCGUUUGAAGGCUUGCUUCAAGCCCUUUUGGGCCAAAUACUUGCAGAAGAACGGGGCUUGUUUCCAAUCAUCAGCUCCCUACUAGACACUAAAUUGCAGGCGAUUUUGGACUCCAAACGCUUAGGUUCUCUCGCAUAUGACGCUCGAAAACUUCUUGAGUCAAUUGCAGGACCAGCUUACGAUCAGACCUUGAGCAAACGACUGGAGGAUCUCCUUUCGAUCGAUCCUGCCGCAGAACUGGAUGCUGUGCUCGCAGAUAAGUGCCCCAACUUGGAACAAGAUCGCCAGUUGGCUAUCAAGCGCGUAUUGCUGUUGGCGUUCCAAAAUCUAUCGAACAGCGAUGAACCGAGUAGCAUCUCGAUGAGUGAUGUUAUCUCAUUGAGUAACCAAGCCGAUAGAGUCAACAUCGAUUGUCUAGACGAUGCGAUAGCAACCUGGCGUUACAAGAUCGACUACAAACGCAUUGUCACGGAGUUCCUGCAGAAACAUAAGCUUCUCGCGGUACCUACGACGGGCGACACCACUUCGGUUCCCUUCGCGGAAUUGGAAGCUGGUGUCAUGGGAGCAAAUAGCCUUCGACACAGAAAGCUUAUCAAGAAGGCUGUGGAUCGCCAGAUAGCGCGUCAACAGCUCCGCUUCAGUAUUCAACUCUCGGCUUGGAGUAGGGCAGAGUUGGAGGAAGCCGUGCGGCAGAUCUUCGAUCAGAGUCUCCUGGAUCUCCAGAUCUGCUUAUACUUCGAUGCUCUGGAUGAGUAUGAUGGCCGUCCGGAGACCAUUGCAGACUUCUUGAAAGAUCUCAUCACGACUCGAAAGUCCUCCAGAACACAAGCAAGAGUAUUGUUCUCUAGUCGCCCCUGA
This is a messenger RNA of Microdochium trichocladiopsis, 2418 nucleotides long. RefSeq lists its product as uncharacterized. NCBI's taxonomy places the organism in Eukaryota, Fungi, Ascomycota, Sordariomycetes, Xylariales, Microdochiaceae. The coding region runs from base 1 to 2418 and encodes 805 amino acids. The transcript has 3 exons. The record is from RefSeq and is a predicted model, not a curated record.